AGGAGGGCGAGCAGCUGCCGCCGUGCGCAGUGGCGGUCCCGGCGGAAUCCGCCGACGGCGAGGGCGGCCGGCCGGCGCUGGGCACCCCGAGCACCGCGGCGGCGUUUUCACAGGAGCGGCCCGGCGCCGAGGUGGCCAGCGAUCCCGACGCAGCGUGCUCCAAGACCGCGUGCAGCCUUGGGUCGACGUGCAGCCACGAUCUGGACCUCUCCAGCGCGGACGGCGAGCAGAGCGCGACCCUGCUCACACCCAAAGUGGAUGAGCAGCGGGCUGCCCUCCUCGAGGAGGACCGGGCGCUGUUCGACCUGGACGCCCGCCGCCGCGAGGCCGCGCGGGCGGCCGUGCCGCACCUGCGGCGGCGGGCCGACGGGCUGCUGGCGGGCGUCGCCGCGGAGGCGUGCGCGGACGCGGUCCACUUCUGCUCCGACGACACGCUGACGCGCUACCUGAUGACCUCCGAGGGCAACGUGGAGAAGGCCGCCAGCAUGCUGAAGGCCAGCCUGGAGUGGCGCGCCAGCUUCUUCGAGGGGAUCGACAUGGCCUUCGCGAGGAGCAGCGGCAGCGCCCCCCCGAGGACGCUGUGUCCGUGCUGCCAGUCGGACCCCAGGCAGCACAGCUUCUUCCGCAUCGGCAGCGACGCGGCUGGCCGCGACGUCAUUUACUCGUGCGCUGGGAGGGCCCUCAAUAAGAAUUGCGAGGACGGGAUGGCAUCCUCCUCCUCCUCCUCCUGCUCCUCCUCCUCGCCCUCCUUGAAAUAGCCUCCUCCUGCUCGGCAAUUGGCCUCCGCCCUCGUCGUGAAAAUAUUGGUUCGAACAAAAGAGUAGCUGCGAGGACGGGAUGAAACAUAUGGCCCUGGAGCUCGAGAGGAUGUUCCGCGGCAGCAGCUCGCCUGGGCAGG
This is a messenger RNA of Prorocentrum cordatum, 898 nucleotides long. The record is from the annotation of a GenBank genome assembly. Lineage: Eukaryota; Dinophyceae; Prorocentrales; Prorocentraceae.